Messenger RNA from Papaver somniferum (opium poppy), 653 nucleotides. RefSeq names its product basic blue protein-like. The coding region runs from base 44 to 439 and encodes 131 amino acids. The record is from RefSeq and is a predicted model, not a curated record. The transcript is spliced from 2 exons. Gene Ontology annotation, molecular function: electron transfer activity. Lineage: Eukaryota; Viridiplantae; Streptophyta; Magnoliopsida; Ranunculales; Papaveraceae. Gene Ontology annotation, cellular component: plasma membrane.
AUUCCAUCUAUCUUAGAACAUAGUGCAGAAGAUAUCAAUCAAUAUGGGCGCCCUGAGAACACCUCUAGUAUGCAAGUUCUUGCUGAUCAGCCUCAUCCUUGUUGGAUUGUCAUCAAUCACCAUUGCCAACGCCUCGAAGGUCUACGUAGUUGGUGGCACUAAGCAGUGGGGUUUUAUUGGUUCAUACAAUAAAUGGUGUACUCGCAGAACAUUCUUUGCAGGAGAUGUACUUGUUUUUAAGUAUCCUGAGGGGGCACACAACAGCGUUCGCACAACUAAAUUUGGAUAUAAAAGUUGCAAGGCUACUGCAAGGGAAUCAGCUAAGGCAAUGUGGACAGGAAAUGAUAAAUAUACAUUGAGGAAAGGAAAUAACUACUUUAUCUGUGGCAUACCAGGACACUGCUCUUCAGGCAUGAAGGUCAAUGUUUUUGCUAAGUAAAAGCAAUAUAGAUGAUGCUGAGUAUGUUUAUUACGAAAUCACAAUCCUUCCUUUAGUUUAGACUAAAGGAGGAUAUAUGACAGUUUUUCUCUACCCGUUGGCGAGUAUGUUUUCAUAUUUUAUGUGUUUGGUUGUAUUUGUGAGCUAUGUACCAGUACUGUAAUCCGGAUAUGAUAUUUCCCUUUUGAGAGGAAUAAACUUUAUGUCAUAAGAA